This is a messenger RNA of Podospora bellae-mahoneyi, 1640 nucleotides long. RefSeq lists its product as uncharacterized. Lineage: Eukaryota; Fungi; Ascomycota; Sordariomycetes; Sordariales; Podosporaceae. Bases 1 to 1572 code for a protein of 523 amino acids. The transcript is spliced from 3 exons. The record is from RefSeq and is a predicted model, not a curated record.
AUGUCAACAACAUCAUAUCGCACUGCUACCGCGGGUAGUCAAUGGCCGCCCUCCUACAACUCUACAACGGCCGCAAUCGGGGCUAAUACUGACCGAUCAAUUGGGCAACCGCCGGACUUUGACCCUCCGACACCUCCUACAAGUCGUCCUUGGAGUCCACCAGUUCCACGAUCCGAGAUCUCUACACAGCCAUGGCCGUUCAGUGACGGAGGCGGGACUACUAUUGUUGACCGAACUGUCAAGAAGAGAUCAUCGGCGACAAAGUGGUUCCUGGCUGGGAUAGUCGUGGUGCUUCUUAUCAUCAUUGCCAUCCUUGGUGGUGUGUUUGGAAGUCGCUUGGCAACGCAAAACUCUUCUAGUAGCUCGAAUGGCUCUUCUGCGGGUGACUCAGGUAAUGAACCCGGAGGAACCGUCAGCCAGGGAAAACCAACUGCCUUUCCCGACCCUUCAGGCGGCCGUGGCAAUUCAGGCGGAAACGCAACGCCUACUUCCCCAACCGACUCCUCGCCAACCUUCGAAUCCAAUUCCGUCUGUCAAGGCAAUAUCUGCCCCUCUGUCCUCUCCGUUGCGCAGUACGCUUCGCCUCCCACCGCCUUCCUCUUCGGCCUCGGGCAAGACAACGCGGUAUGGUACCGCACCACCAACGGCGAGAAGUGGCUCUCUGACUGGGAGUCACUGGGCGGUGACAUGAUUUCCCAGCCUUCCGCCGCUUCGUUGGAUAACAACCUGGUAGAUGUGUUUGUUUAUGCAAAGAAUAACACUAUCCAAACGAAAAGGUUUUACAACGGGAAAUGGAACGACACUUGGACUGAGCUCGGGAAGGCAAUUACCAGUCCGCCCUAUGCAGUAGCGUGUGGUGACUCACAAAUGGACGUGGCGAUCAGAGGGACGGAUGGGGGCUUGUAUAGGAUCUACUACAAGCCGUAUGCUGGGUGGUCAGGAUGGGAGAGUCAUGGUGGUGGGCUGUCAUCGUACCCGGUUAUUGGAUGUGGACCGGGACCGUGGAGAAUGGCGGUACUUGGGUUUCGAGGCACAUCCCAGCCGUUAUUUACCACCACUUGGCUCGGUGCUUGGACAGGAUGGGUGGAGGCAGGGGGGGACUUCAGGGGGCAGCUGGCCAUCGCUUCGAGAACAGUCGAAGAGAGUUUUGUGUUUGGGAUAACGGUAAACAGAACUAUGAAAUACUACAACUGGACCAAGACUGGGGAUGCGGAAACGAACAACCUGGUGGAUUUGGGAGGGAGUUUCCAGUCCACUCCGGUGGUGUAUGUUAGUGGGCCGGAUAGGUUGGAUGUGUUGGCUGUGGGGAGGGAUGAUAGGUUGAAGCAUAAGGCGUUGAUUGGGCAGAAGUGGGCGGAAGAGUGGCAGGAUUUGGGGGGCGCGUUUAAUAGUACACCGGCUGUGGUGUCGUUGGUAAGGGGGAAGGUGUCGGUUUAUGGGUUGGGGGUAAAUGGCAUGUUGUUUCAUGGGACGUGGAAGGUUGGGAAGGAGUUUGAGUGGAGUGGGGGGCCGGAGUGGUUGGCUGACGGGGGGGAGUUGUCGUUGACGGGGAUGAAGUUUAGUGGGGUUUAAGUGUUUACUAGGAGAUACCUUAGGUACCUAGUUUUAGCCGAUUCAUGGUCCUUGGAUUCAGAUGGCAG